AUGUACGUACUGCUCCUGGAAUACCUCCUCUACUGGGCUCACAACGUGCUCUGCUUCACAAUUGGCAUCAGUUGUUCUUCUUCUCCGUCUCAACACACUCAACAGACUGUCGAAAUAGCAUUAUUCGGAGGAGACGCCCCCUCCGCAGCCGAGGAGACGACUUAUUACCACGGUCUCACUGCUGCAGGCGGUAGCAGCAACGACCCCACCUACGAAGCGCCGCCCAUCUCAUGGAGGAGUGAAGGUGGAGACGGCGGACAGUCUUCUUCUUCAACGUUGUUGCCUUCAACUUCUGCGUCUUCUUGUUCGUUUUCAUUUCCUUCAUCAUUUCUUUUACCACAACAACGAUCUUCUUCUUUUUUGACAUCUUCUUCACCGUUACUUUCCUCGUUGAAAUCUCCAACAUCUUCUACUUCCAGUUCUUCCCAUCCGUGCGAUCACUGCGAUUCGUACGUGUGGCAUGCGACAUCGUGUCUAGCCACAACAUCACUCAUCCUCUUCGGACUCGCCACCACGCUAACCAUGCUUAAAGUGGUGCGAAACUAUUCGAAAAAGUCGGAACGGAAAUCCGAAAGCUCCCGAGCGGCGGCUCAACAAGGUGGCCAACACUCGUCGAUCUCACAACAACACUCGUCGAGUCAGCAGGCGAUCGGUGGUGGAGCCGGCGGUGGACAGAAUUCCAGCUAUUAUGAGGAGUACUCGCGGAAUGGAGGAGCUGCUGGAGGAUACGGUAACGGACAUGUCGUCGGAUCAAAUGGCCAAAUGAUACAUCAUGCCGAUAAUCGACAUCUGUCGAAUGCCGUUCAGACACAUCAUGGCGGUUUCUCGGAGAGCUCGAGCUAUGAGACUCGUGAGCACUUUGAGAGAAAAGUGCAACGAGUGAAGAAGACACGCGGAGAGAGAGAACGUUCCAGAUCAAUGAGGAGAGACGAGGUCUCCGAAGCGUUACAUGGAAGCGAUGCGACAUCGGCGCGCGACGCACUGCUUCAAUGGGCGCGAAAGGUGACCGCCGGUUAUCCUCGUGUGAAUGUGAACAACUUCUCGAGCUCGUGGCGUGACGGACUCGCCUUCAACGCAAUUCUCCAUCGAUACAGACCGAAUGCUGUCGAUUGGAAUAAGAUCAGCGACGAAUCGGUUUCAAACCGUGAACGUCUCGACAACGCGUUCGCCACAGCCGAACGUGAAUUCGGCGUUUCACGUCUUCUCGAUGCCGAAGACGUCGACACGAACAAUCCAGACGAGAAAUCGAUCAUCACCUACGUCUCGUCUCUCUACAAUGCUCUUCCCCAUCUGCCAGAGCUGAAUAGACUGCAAAAAGUGCAAGAAGAAUACAUCGAAGAAGCGUACGAAUGGAGGGAAUGGGUGGUUCGAGCGAUUCAAUUGGUUGACGAUCGUCUUCUUCAAGGGACGGCUUCAGAAUUAAUUUAUGAAUUACAACGAUUCAAAGAUGACGAUUUACCGCCGCGAGAUGAGCAAAAGAGACGACUGGUGCUCGUUUAUGAGCAUCUUGAGAAAAUGAUGAGAUCCACUGAGCUAUUCGCGAUUCCUCAUGAGCUCAGCGCACCGGAAUUGCACAAAGUUUGGAUGGAAUUGCUCCAGUCGAUUGAUCGACGAUUCGAUGUGCUGGAAAGGCAUCGGGUACAGGAGGGAAACUCCAACGACAUCAUCAGUCGUCUGGAGAGAGGCAUCGGAAUCGUCAACGAGAAGCUCGACUUGAAUCUGAAGAGAAUCGAAGACGUCGAGGCACGUGUCGACACAUCACCACCAGCAGCCGUCGAGCGUACCGUCACCGAGAUUGUCGACGAUUUGAACGCUCUCGAAGCGCCGAUCGCUGGAUUCUUCGAGGACGUCGAAGAGCUGAAGACGAUGCAACAUCCAGAAGCGAACGACUUCUAUCGUCGGGUCUACGGACUCCAUCAACGACGAACCGCCUAUUUGGAUAGGUUGACGAAUCAGAUUCUUGUCCGCCUUGGCGUCAGAACCGACACGUUGCAUAAAGAGAAUCAACAACGUCUGGAGAACAUGCGACAGACGUCGUUCAGUCGUGUCGAAGAGUGCAUCGAAUGGGUUCGUGUGAGAAUGGAGAAGUUGACGACGAUGGAGUUUUUGGAGGAUUUGGAGACGUUGGAGCACGUCUUCGAGCAACACAAAUUGGACAAUCGAGAUAUUCAAGAUUUCAGACAGAAUGUUGAUGAAUGCAUCGCCCGUCAAGCUGAAGUCUCCGCUGAGGACACUUAUGAGUAUUGUGAGCUGUUGAGAGUGUUGGAGAGUGAAUAUCAACAAUUGAGAGAUUUAUCGGCUGGAAGAAUGCUUGAUUUGGACUCACUUAUUGCAUUCGUAAGAGCUGCUCAACUGGAACUCAUUUGGGUUUCAGAGAGGGAGAGAAUCGAGGUGACUCGUAAUUGGAGUGACAUCAAGCAACUCGAUCUGCCAAUGCUCACCAAUUACUACAAGCAACUUCUCCACGAAAUGGAGCUCCGCGAGAAGCAAUACAACGAUGUGCAUAAUCAAGGAGCGGCUCUUCUGAAUCAAGGACACCCGGCGGUUCGAGUCAUUGAGAUUUAUCUCAAAACGAUGCAAACUCAAUGGGAUUGGCUGUUGGCGCUGAGCAAAUGUCUUGAGGAGCAUCUGCGGGAUGCGUUGAAUUUGAAGUCGUUUAUGGAGGAGGCGGCCGAUGCGGAGGCGUGGAUUGAGGAGCAGAGCGCAAGACUGGAGAAUAACUAUAAUCGGACGGAUUUCUCGCUGGAGGAAGGAGAACGAUUCUUGAGAGAACUUGAUGAGAUUAAGGAGAUUCUGAAUAAGUAUCAUCAAGUGCUGAUGGCGCUUACAGAGAGAUGCGCUUCGAUUUCUCCGCUCUGGCAGCGAGGAGAACGGAUUCCGCAUCCGAUGAAUGUGACGGCUCUCUGUGAUUAUGCGGAUCAGAAUAUCACUAUCAAAGCCGGAGAUGAUGUCGUUCUACUCGACAAUUCUGAUUUGAUCAAAUGGACUGUUCGUGAUUUGUCGGGAGUCGAGGGACAAGUUCCGUCCGUCGUAUUCAGAAUUCCACCACCGGAUGCUCGGCUCACGGCGUUCCUCAAUCGGCUACUUCAACAAUUUGAGAAGUUGAAAAAGUUGUGGGAGAAGAAGCAUCGAAUGGUUCGAUUCAAUAUGGUUCUGAACACCAUGAGAACUAUUCAAGGAUGGGAUCUUGACACAUUCAACUCAAUCGAUCCGGAUCAACGUGACGCCAUCAUGAAGGCUCUCAACGACGACGCCUCAAAAUUGCUCAGCGAGUUGGAUCCAAACGAUCCAUUGGCUCUUCGUCUCCGUGAAGAACUCCGCAAAACGAACGAACACUUCUGGAAUCUUCUCAACGCCUCACAGAAGCCACCAGAGCCCGAUUGGGCAUCUCAAUACGAUCAGAAAAUGUCCGAAUUGUUGAGAAAACUUGAAGAAGCGUGGCGUCGGCUGAAUGACGCCGUCGGAAAGCCAAUCUCCAACACUCCAGAAGACUUGGAACGUGUCAUUCAUGAGCACAAACGAUUCGAAGACGCACUUCAGGCGCUCGAUGGAGACGUCGCCAACGUCAAGGAGCUGUUCCGUCAAUUGCCGAAUCCGACACCAACUCAGAGAGUCAAUCAUGAUCGUUUGAAUGGAUUAUGGGAUGAUUUGUGGGAUUUGUCGAGGAUGUACGUCGAGCGAAUCAAGGUAUUGGAGUCGGUUCUGAACGGAAAGGUCGAAGUCGCUGACAUCGUGAAGCAGCACGAGAUAACGUUGAACUCAUUCGACGAUCUGCCGGCUGCGCUCGACAAAUUACGCGGACAUCAUUCGCAAUUGCUCGAGAUCAACAUGGUCCUCAAGCAACAACAAACUGUCAUCGAUCAACUCAACAGAAAUGUGGCACUUCUCCGUCAACACGUCGCCAGAACUCGUAUCAACGAGGGACACCACCCCGACGUGGACGCAAUCGAAGACGAAGUGCAACGACUGAACGUCCGAUGGGAGAACGUGAAUUCUCAAAUCGCGGAACGUCUUCUUGCCGUGGAACGUGCUCUCCAAAUCCAAAUGGUCUAUCGAUCGGAGUACGAGACUGAAAUGAAAUGGCUCGACGAUGUCGAGGAGACGAUUAAUCGACUCCGUAAACCAGAUGAGCUCCGCCCAGAAGAGUAUCAAAAACAGUUGGAUCAACUCAUCGGAAUGUAUUCACACCUUCAAGAACACACUCAAAAUAUUGAAAAUGUGAAUAAAGAAGGAGGCAGAUUCAUUCAUGAGGCAAAGAUAUUCGAUGCGAAACUCGGACACUACUCGGAUACUAUCGUUGGAAUUCAUGGAGUCGAUGUUCGUGGACUCUUCCGACGAUCCAAACCACAGCCCAAGAAUGGAGCACAAAUUGUCACCGAGGAGUUGGAGCUCCUAAACCGUCGCUUUGCUCAACUCAGCUCGCUGAUUCUUGAACGUCGCAACACAAUGCAAGUGCUCAUUCAGAAUUGGAAACGUCAGAAGGAGGAAGAAGAAGACCGUCGUCGUGCCGAAGAAGAAGAGAAACGACGUGCGUUUGAAGUGGCACGUCUGAAGGCUCUCGAAGAAGCCGAACGUCUUCGUCGUGAUCGUGAAGACGCCGAGGCUCGUCGUCGCCAAAAAGAUGACGCCGAUCGGGCACGUCGCCUCGCCGAAGAGGCCGAACGUGCGCGUCGUGAAGCCGAAGAGGCGGAGCGAAGACGUCGUGAAGAGGAGGAAAGGAGACGGAGAGAGGCUGAAGAGAGGAAGAGACGGCAGGAUGAAGAGGAUAGAAGACGUCGGGAAGAAGAAGAACGGAGACGUCGAGAGGAGGAGGAGAGGAGAAAGAAACCCGUCAUUGACCUCAAAAUCCAGAAGCCCACGAUCAAUCUCGAGCCAAUCGUCACCUCACACGGAGAUGAAUGGGAAAUUGUGGACCCAAUCGGUGACCGUGCGAAAAUCAGUGAAGUCGAAGACGAAAUGCAGACAUUCGCCGAGGAAACGAUCACGAGCACUCAAUUCUACGAAAUGGAAGGCAACUUGAACAAGAAGACCGGUGAAGUGCUCACUUUCUUCGAAGCAAUUCGUCAAGGAAAUCUGACAGCCGCUGGAGAAUACUUUGACGUUCCAUCAGCAUCCAUCAUGUCGCUGGAGGAAGCCGCAAAGUAUGGAUUGGUUGAGAAGGAUCUCGCUACAGUACUCGGAACACGCUGGGGAAUCCAUCAUCCGGAGACUGGAGCACCGAUCACACUGUCGGAGGCAAUCAACAUCAGAUUGUAUGACCCAACUGUCCGACAGUUCCGUGAUAUUAAGACCGGAGAAGUGUUGUCGCAAUCCGAGUUGAUGUCGAAGGGAAUCGCCAAUAUGGAGACUGUGAUGAAGUUGAUUAAGGAGAAGAUUAUGAAGUUGCCACCAACUUCACUCUCAUCCGCUUUGGAGAAGGGAAUGUUGAACCCUGUGACUGGAAUUUUCAAGGGAAGACAUACCGAUAUGGAGUUGGAGCUAUGGGCCGCCAUCUACCACGGCUACCUGUCGAUUGAGAAUCCAGAACACGUGACAUCCGUCGGAAUCUCGUUGACGGACACCAUUGAGAACGGAUUCAUCAAUGCGAACAACGCGGAGUUCGUCGAUCGUAACACCGACGACAAGUUCACUUUCCGUCAGGCGGUUGCCAAAAAGGAUGGACGCAAUGUACUCAUCAACAACGAUACCGUUGAAGUGGUGAAUACCUCAGAGGGCGCCAGAGUGUCACUUGGUCUCGCGCUGGUCAGAAAUGUUAUCGGCGUGAAAGAUGGAAAGUACACUCUCACUCACUUGACGGAUCGCAAAAGUAUAUCGUUGAAGGAGGCUCAUCAAGACGAUCUGAUCGGAAAGGCGAUGACACUUGAAGAAGCCGCACGCAAAGGACUCGUUGAUUCUACUGGACACUUUGUGGAUCGAGGAAUCCAAGGACGACGAUACACGCUUCUGGAGGCUAUCGUCGCACGACUCAUCGAUGCGGAAGUCCGCCAUAUUGUUGAUCCGGAUGAGAAUGAUGUGAUCUCGAUUUCGGAGGCUAUGGAGAGAGGACUCCUCUUGCCGAACGGAAAUAUUUGUUUGGUGAAGCAAGAGAAGGAAUUCACAAUUCCGGAAGCGGUUCACGAAGGACUUCUCACCAAAAGAGUCCGUCACUCGAUCUUCAAUAUCCGAGGAAUCCGAAACACUGAGACGGAGGAACAAGUCAGUUUCAAUGAAGCUGUCGAAGCAGGAAUCAUUGUUCCAAACGCCGAGAGAGUUGUGGAUCUCCGCACCCAGAAGUCGUACUUGAUCAGCGAUGCUCAAGCCAAGUACUUGAUCGAGGAUGCUCUCCACGAGCUUCUCACCACUCCAGUCGGUAUCAAGAACGAGCGAGGAGCGUUCGAGCUCAAUCUGAUUCGCGCUGUCUCCAGUGGAAUCAUCGAUCCAGUCAAGGGAGUUUUCUUCAACAAGAACACCAAACACGAGUUGUCUACCAAGGAAGCUUACGAACAUGGACUCAUCACUCUUCGUGGUGCACUCAAGGUCUUUGGACUUCUCAAUGUUCCACCCGCAUUGAUUACUCCAUCGAAAAAGAUCGACCGCAAGAAGCGUAUCGGACGUCCAGGAGCAGGAGGACUCGAAGUUGGAGAGAACCAAGUCAAGGUGACCAUCGCCGAGGCUAUGAAGCAAGGACUCAUCGACUCGAGAACUCAACGUUACCGUCAAGGAGACAUCAACGUCUCGUUGGAUGAAGCGUUGAGCCGUGGACUCAUCGACCCGGCCAGCGAAUGGAUCAUGCCAGAUCGUAGUAAGGGAGUCGGACCGACCAUCGAGGAGAAGACCACCGAGACGAUGACAGAGACCGGACAACAACUUGCUCCAAAGUACUUCCCAGACAAGAAUAUUGAGGAGUCGGUGACUACUGUAAAGAGAGUCAGAACUACGGAGACGACAGCUCUCGGAGGACCUGGAGGUGUAUCGGUCUACCGAUCGAUCACUGGAGGAAAGGGAGCUCUCGAGGUGCCAUCCAGAGGAUAUCAUAUCUAUGAGGCUGAAAGAAAAGGAUUGAUUGAUUUGACUAAUGGAAAGAUUUCUGCUCCAAAUGUUGAAAGAGUGUUGAGCUUUGCUGAAGGAAUCGAGCUCGGAAUCAUUGAUGCCACGACGAUCCAGGUUUCAUCAUCUGGAAGAAAUAUGUCUGUGAAGGAAGCCCUUGAGAAGAAGAUCAUGGAGUCUGAUGGAUCGGUUGCUGGACGCAACAUCGAGAAAGCUAUCGAGUCGAAGAUCAUCAUCAUCGACGCCGAGCCACUCGUCCCAUACAACAACCAAUCCAAGAACAUCAUCCAAAUCCCACCAGGCAACGGACCAAUCAUCAGUUUCCGUCAAGUUGGACAACCAAUCAUCGAAGAAUCCACUCAAUCGUGGGAGUUCGAUAGCCAGCAAGGAGUUUUGAUCGAUAACUUGACUGGAGAGAAGCUCACGUUGGAAAGAGCACUGGCGACUGGAAAACUUGCUCCAGAAGACAUUUCGAUUCGUGACGGACUCACCGGACGUGAAAUGACAUUCGAGGAAGCCGAGAAGUGGGGAAUCAUUGAUUCGAAGAACCGCUAUUUCGUGGAUAAGGCUCAAAACAAGAGAAUGAGUUUCACCGAAGCCGCCCAACAGCACUACAUGUAUCCAAAUGGAGGAGUUCCAGAGAACGCCUCUGACGCUGUUCACACCACUGUCAAAGUGCAAACGCGUACCGCUGUCGCCAAGAAGGAAGCGCUGUCAUCUGGACUUCCACUCUCCGAUGACACUCUCGGAAAGGCGUUGGCUCUUGGAUGGUACGAUGGAUCGGCUGGAACAUUCACUCAUCCGGAUACCCAGAAGAAGAUGACAUUGAAGGAAGCUAUCAUUAAGGGACUCUUCAACCCAUAUGAUACCACUAUCGUUGAUAAAAGAUCUGGAAAAGAGCUCUCUUUGUUGGAAGCUAUCCAUGAAGGAAUUGUGGAUGACACUGCUGGAACUGUCAAGGAUACUCAAACCGGAAAGACUCACAAUCUGUUGGAAGCUGGAAAUCUUGGACUUGUCAAGGGAAAGAAUUUUGGAGACACCCUCGAUUCUAGCUUGUUCUCUGGAAGAUUGGACCUUGGAACUGGAAACUACACCCGGCCAUCUGGAGGUGGCAGCAUGCCAAUUCAUGAGGCUAUCAACCGAAACUACGUUGAUCAGAGCUCCGUGUCAGUGCGUGAUCCAUCAACCGGACACCAAUACUCUUACCAUGAAGCCGUUGAGAGAAGAAUCGUCGAUCCGGACAGAGGACUGAUUCAUGGAGGAGGAAACGAUUCCACUAGCUUCUCGCAAGCUCUCACCACCGGACACCUCACAUCAUCUGGAGCCGGCGGGCGUCCAACAUCAGGAAAUCAGCAAAGACUCGUCGAGCAACGCCUUCAACUCACCCCUUUUGCUCCAAGUAAUAACGGAGUCAGAAGCCGUGAUGGACGUCACGAACUCGUUGAUCUUGGAGGAGGACAACAAGUCCAAGUGAAAGUUGUUCGUGGUGAAGGAGGAGUCGAGAAGGGAGAGUACAUCGAUCCAAACUCUGGAAUGAAGUUCACUAUUCAAAUGCAUGGAGAUCCAGUGGUAACUGAGACAAAGACCAGUGUCAAGUCGACUUCGCAAGUGCACUCUGUGGAGCUUGAGCCACAUGCCGAGUUUGUUGGAAUCGAUCGAGUCAGAGAUAAGAGAAAUAACCGAGUUAUGACUCUUGAGGAGGCUCGCAAACUCGGAAUCGCCAAGGUUGACAAGAAAGGAAAGCAGAUGACGAGAACCUACCAAGUCUUCCGAUCCAACAUCCAAAAUGCUGUUAACAACGGAGUCAAAGAUUCGAACGACGAGAAACUCUCUCUCGAAGAUGCGAUCCGUGCUGGAAUUGUCGAUAUCCGCUCACUGACCUACCGUCAUCCAAAGGAUGGAGCUAUCGAUUUGACGCAAGCAGCGAAUCGUGGACUCAUUGAUGUCACUCUCUCCGAAGUUCUCCCCAAGGGAAUCAUCCAUCCGGGAACUGGAGAACGAAUCGAUAUCAAGAGAGGAAUCGAGUUGAGAAUAAUCGACGCAAGAACUGGAGAAGUGAGAGAUCCAAGAAGCAACGAGAGAAUCACUUGGUUGGAUAUUCUGAAGCCAGUCUACCAGGCUAUCGCCACUGAUGGAGUCUUUGAUCCAACGAAAGGACACCAUGUACCAGUUACUUCUGCGCUGAACGAUGGGCUCAUCAAUGCUGGAACUGGAAACUACAAAAAUACGAUCACCGGAGAAGAUGUGCCACUCAAUGAGGCUGCUGAUCGAGGACUCAUCGAUAGAUCCACCUAUGAGACCAUCACUAAGCCAUUCUUCACCGAUUAUCGAUCGAAUCGAAAGUUGAAUUUGGUGGAAGCUGUUCGUGAGAGACUCAUCGACCCAAAGAACCGAACCAUUCAACUUUCCCGUCAAUCCAUUGUGCCGAUCGCCAAGGCUGUGCAAGAUGGAAGAAUUCCUCUGGAAAUUGGAGAGAAACUUCGCAGAGUUGACAAGCUCAACUUUGCUGAAGCUCUCGGAAAAGGUCUCAUCGACUCGAAGCAGAACGUGUUCACAGAUCCAGACACUGGAAGACAGAUGAGCAUUGCUCAGGCUAUCCAGGAAGGUUUCAUCGAUACUGGAAGUGUUCAAGGAAUCGAAGGAAAUGAUGAGAGCAACCUUUUCAAUGUUCUCGAAUCGUCCGACUUUGAUGAGAAUUCUGGAAGAAUUUACGACAAGAAGUCGAGCCUUCACUUGACAUUCGCUGACGCCGUCCAUCGUGGAGUCAUCGACGGAGACUCGCUUCUUCAUCUUCAAGCUUCUGGAGACCUUCUCACUCUUCGUGACGCUCUCCAUCAGAAUAAGAUUGAUUCGAACGGAAAGUUUGUCGACGGAGGGUCCCGUAUCAAGAUCAGCGACGCCGUCAAAUCCGGAAGACUUACCGUCAUCGCGUCACCAUCAGAAGCCGUGCAAGCGGUGACCGAAGGUGUGAAGCGACGUGACGCCGAAGGAUACAAAUUCAAGAUCACCGAGUACGAAGACGCUCAAAACCAACGUCAAUCGGCUCCAAAAUUCCGUGAAACCACUACCGUAACCAAGUUGACACCACAUUACAACGAUCCAGGAUUGUCGGUGAGAAUGCGUCAAAGCACCACUUCUAUCGGAGAUCGCGCCAGCAAAUUCAUCGAAGACCCAUCUCAACUCGCUGAAAUUCAACAGGACUUCCUCUCGAGCCUGGAGGCCGCCCAAUUCGACACUGACGCCCGAGUCAUCGAGAAUCCACAAACCGGACAACGUGUUUCGGUUCGUGAAGCAGCGGAAACCGGUCUUCUCGACGUCCAAACCGGAGAAAUUGUUCAUCCAGACAACGGACGACGCUACUCGAUCCCACGUGCCGUCCAUAUGAAACUCGUCGGUGGAGACGCCGCGAAACGACUAAUGGAGCAAUUGAACGUCCCCGUUGAGGAGAUCGGAUACGCCACCCAGACAAUCACCUCAUCCACUCACUCGGCUCAUUCUCCAGUAUUCGCCACCGCUUCUGUAUCCUCCCAUCAGCCGGGAACGUCAUCUUCUGGAGCCGCUGGAGCCGGAACGACGACUCGCGAAUACACCCGAACCAUCAACUGGCACGGUCAACCGUCCGAACUCAGAAACUCGAAAACCGAUCCGCUCGCUCCGUACACUUCUGUCACCUCAAAUGAAAAUGUGACGCAAGUCGUCUCGUUCCGUGAAGCCGAAGUUAACGAUAUGAUGGGCGAUUUGACACGUUUUCGACAGGAAAUAUUCACAACUCAUCUCACAUUCAAUCCGAAUACUCAAUCAGUCGAUGCGGCUAGCAAGAAUGUUCAGAAAAUGAAAGAAUCGCUUGACUCGUGGCGUGACAAAAUCAAGGAACGACUCGACGCAAUCGACCAGUUGUGUCGUGAAGAAGGCGAUUCGAUGACUCCCGAACAAUAUCAAGCACUUCGAGAAAUGAGAAGACAGUUGGCUGAUGAGUAUGAGACUGUGCUGCGAACGGUCGAGGGAAUUCAUACGACACUCAACAUCCUCUCAUCUCUACUCAUCGAAUUCUCCUCCCUCACAUCAUCAAUGCAAUCAUGGAUGACUGAUAGAACACGUCUCGCCGGUGACAUUCGUCACAAAUCAGGGGAUUCUCAGAAGUCUGACGACGCCAGAUUCGAAGCGAAGUCUCUGAUGGAAGAAGUGAUUCGAGAGGAGUCUCGUCUCAAAACGAUCGGCGCCUCGGUUCUCCGCAUUGAACAAGAAAUCGCUGCGAUGUAUGAUGACGUGCGAGCGAGUGGAUCAGAUGACGUGCCGAGUGGAAUCUCAGUUGACGAAGUGCAUGAGACGAGACGACGUGUGGAAGACGACUAUUCUCAACUUCUUCGUCAAUGUCAAGAUUUGAUUCAAUUCCAGAAUCGAGUUCACGCGAUGAACGACGAGCACUCGGAGCAAGCGAGACGAGCGGACGAAUGGCUUCAGACGCUUCAGAAAGAGGUAGAAGACGUGGAGACUCAACGGAUUCCAGAUGACGAUCGAAUUCAGCGAAUCGAGGAGUUGAAUCGAAUGGCGGCAGGAGGAUCGUCGCAGUUGGACGAAGCGGAAUCCGCAUCCAGACGUCUUCUGAAUGCACUGGAAGGCACUAAUGUGGCGGAUGACGUCCGAAAGAGACACGAGCAGUUGGCGAAUUCUAGAAGAGAACGUCAUCAGGGAGUGAUCGAUCGUCUCCAGCAGAAUAUGAUGGAAGCGGCGUCCCGGAAAGCAGCCGCUGAAGGUGUCAAACAGGCGGUGGCGAAUUUGAAGGCGUGGAGUCAGAAGACGUCGGAGAAGACGAAACGACCUGUAGAGCUGCCACUGACAGAGAUCGCAUUGCAUGAAGCGCGACGCGAUGAACAAGUGCUUCACGGAGAGAUUGAGAAUCGGCUGGCACUUGCUGAGGAGUUGGAGAAGAAGGCAGAAGAUGUCGGGGAUUCAGAAUCACUCGGGGAGUUGCAUGAGGUGAAGAGACAGUUGAAGAGGAGUAAUUCGGAUUUGAAGGGACAUCGAGACAAUAUAUUCGAUGCGAUCAAUGGAUUACAGACGGUGAAUAGUGAGGCGGAGAAGUUGGCGAGAUGUGUGGACGCUGCUGGAGCGAAGAUUCGGAAUUCAAGACUGCCGGAAGCGGAGACAGAAGUUGGACAGCUUCAGAAUCAAGCAGAGAAUCUCGAGAAGAUCACGAAGAAUCUCUGUGAUAUCCCGAAUGUCACUCAGACGGAGCCGGUGAUUCAGAAGACGAGAGAUCUCCGAAGACGUGUGGAUUCAUGUGCCCAGGAGUUGGAGGCGAAGAAGGGAAAGGCUGCGGAGCUGGAAUCUCUUGAUGCGGACUUUGAAGGUGCCAAGAAUCAGUUGACGAGUUGGAUUGGAGCGUUGGAUGAAGAGAUGAAGGCGCUUGAAAAGGUGUCUAUCAACCGGGAGAAGCUCGCGGAGCAACGGAAAGAGAUUCAGGAACUGGCGGAUAGACAGCAGGAGGGACACUCCAAAUUGGACGAUUUGGAGGCGAUUGCGAUGAAAAUUAGUGGAGCAUCUGAUGAGAACAAAGCUGGAAAUGCACAACGACAGGUUUCGGAGCUCUCCGGACGACUUCAACGACAGGCAUCGGAGCUCAAGGCUCGAGGUGAUAAGAUUAAUAAGUUGGACGGGAAGGCAACUGCUUUUGUCGACUCGGAGCGCGCGGUGUUGGAGUAUAUGGAGAAGAGAAAAGAGCAACUCGAGGGGCUCCCAGUGCCGGUGACGAAGGAAGGUGUGAAAUCGCAGUUGAUGGAUUUGGAACGGAUGGAUAAGAGUGGACGGGGAGAGCAAAGACGUGUUGAGGAGACGAGAUUGUCAGCGAGAGAAUUGGGAAGAGAGGCGUCGAUUGAUACGGAGGCAAUGGAGAUGGCGACGAAGGAGAAGAAUCUGACGGAUCGAUGGGAUGAGCUUGCGGAUGCGUUCGAUGAGGCAAGAGAGAGAACGAGGAAUGCGGAGAAGGUGUUGGAUGAGUGUGCACAGAUUGAGAAGUGGAUUGGAGCCAAGAAGAAAAUGGUCGAAGCGAUCGGAGCACCGAGUACUGAUCAAGCGGUGGCCAAGUCGCAGAAUGGACAGAUUCAACUGAUGAAAGCGGAGACGGAGGGCGAAAAGACGACGUUGGAAGCGGUGAACACGUUAGCGAAUGAGCUGAUGUCACGGGCGGCCGAUAAGCAGAGUGUGGAGGAGUUGAUGGGGAAGAUGGAUGCGUUGAAUCGGAGAUGGCACUCGUUGGAGAGUGGAUUGGAUGAGAAGGCGGAGAGAGUUGAAGAGGCUGCGAAAUUGGGACGAGAGUUGAGGGAGAUUCAGAAGGAGUUGAGAAAAGAGCUCAACGAACUCGAGUCGAAUGUGGAAAAAGCGUCUCGCAUGUCUCCAAACGAUAUCGGUGACCAACUCGCCACUCUCGAUUCGCUCAAAUCGCGUUUCGGCGGUGUCGACAAAGCGCUCGGCAAGCUGAAAACAAUUCUAGAGGCAACGGAAGAUCUGGAAGUGGAUGCAACGAAUCGAGCUGAAAUUCAAGAGCAACUCGAGUCGACGCAGAAGAAGGCCGACGAGUUGGAGAGGAAGAUUGAGAAUGUGAAGAAGGCGGCGUUAAACGCUCAAAAUGAGGGAAUGGAGUUGGAAAAGAGGCUCGACGAGCUCAUCGGAGUCGUUAGUUCCGCUGAAAAUGAGUUGGAGCAAGCGGCGCCGAUAGCAGCGGACUCGCAGAAGCUUCUGGAAGACUCCAAAAGAGCGGAGGCUCUGUUCCAGCAGCUUAUAGAUCACGAAGGCGAUGUUUCCCUGUUAAGAGCAAAAGUCGCCGAGGAGCUCAAGAAGAAACCAGACGCCGAGUUGAAGAAAAAACUGGAAUUGUUGAAUUCGAAGUGGCCGAAAGCUCUCGGAGCAGCCAGAGAUCGCAAGGAUUUACUCACGAAAGCCGGGGAGUUGGUGAAACAAUUUGGGGAGUCGGAGCACGCUUUGGAGCAACGUCUUCAAGGAGAUCAACAAGAACUCGAUGGACUUUUGAAUUCAGAAGACCCGGAAGCGUGUGACGCGCUGAAAUUGGUGGAGAUGACGAUGGCUCGUCGUCUGGCUGACGUUGAUGCCCUUAACGCGAUCAUGAAUCGAAUCGAGGCGGCGGCGCCCGGACCGGACGCCAAUCGACUCAGAAGACGUGCCGAGAAACUCGCUGAUGACGUCAAAUCGAUGGCGAAGAAGGCGAGGACGGCGGCUGCGGCUGCUCAGAGAAAACACGACUUCUCUGCGAAAUUCGAACGACUUGUUGACGAGAUUCGGCAGUUUUCGGAGAAUCAGAAGGCUAAAAUUGAAGAAGCCGUUGAGAAGGAUCAGAUGAAUGGCGAGAGAGUACAGUCGAAACUCAACGAGAUCGAAGACUUCUGGUCGCUGAAAUCGCGUGAACUCAAAGCAGUCGGCGACGAGAUCAAAAAGGACGGCUGCUCCCCGGAUGACGCUCAAAACGUAGAUCAAAAAAUUGGCGAUCUCCAAUCGGGAAUUGAUGAGCUUCUCGCGAUUCUCCAUUCACAAAGUGAUCGAUUGGCUGAGAAGAAAGAGGCGGCGGAUCAAAUUCAGGCGGAAUCUCAGAAAGCGUCUGCGAAAAUCAAUUCGCUCGUCGCAGAAAUCGCAGAUUUGGAUCCGAUCGGACGGAGUCGUGAAGAGCUUCGAAAACAGAAGGAGGAGAUUCUGAAUCUGAAUGGAGAUCUCGAUUCGGCACAGACGAAAGUGAUAGAGCUCGGAGCUGAGUGGGAAGCGGCGUUGGGUGCUGGAAUUGUCACGCAACCCGCUUUCGAAACGAAUCGAGCGAAUGCCGAUGAGUUGAAUAAGCUCGCCGCCCGCGCCGGAAAACGUUUGGCUCAACGUGAGAAGAAACUCGUCGAAACCGAGGCAGAAAUCGAUAAACUUCACGGCGAUGCCGAUGAAAUUGUCGGAGCACUUGGAGCAAUCUCAUUAGAUGAAUCGAUUCAGAAUACACCAUCUCAACAGCUUCAAGACCCGAAACAAGUUGCGGAAAAAGUGCGAAAGUUGAAGGAAUCGUUGAAACCCGUCGGCGAGAAAAUGGAUUCGUUCAAUUCGGACUGUAAAUUGAUGAUCAAGACGGCCGGACCGGAAGCGGACACGAAAGAAUUGGAUUCGCUGUUGAAGAGAGUCGGUGACGCCUACUCUGACGUCGUCGGCAAGGUUUCUGAUAAGGAGAUGACAGUGGAUGCGGCAGUUCAGCAACAAGGAAAAGUGGAAGACGCGUAUCGAGCUCUGUUGAAUUGGCUGGAAGAGACGGAGGAGAUGAUGGAGAAUCAGAAGAAACCGUCUGCUGAUGCGAAGGUCGCCAAGGCUCAACUUCAUGCGUAUGAGGUUCUGAUGAAACAUGUUGAGGAUAAGAAACCGAGUGUCGAUGGAUUCAAAACGAUGAUUGAGAAGAUGGUGGAGGGAGGUGGAGCUGAUGGAUCUGACAGGAAAGCGUUGCUCAAUAAGAAUCAAGAGAUUGAUGAUCGUUAUAAGGAACUUCUGAAUUCUGCUGUUGAUCGACAACGGAAACUUCUAGACGCUGUGGACUUGGCUGAACGUCUUCAAGAAUUCACGAUUCCCCUUGAUCAAUGGCUCAUUUCCGCUGAAAAACGACUUCAGGGACUUGCAAAAGUUCCGAUUACGGUAGAAAAGGCGCAAGAGAUGCUCGGGGAGCAGGAGGCGCUGCAAGAGGAGCUCGCCUUGAAAUCCGAUGAUUUAAGCUCGAUUUUGGAGUUGGCGCCGAUGUUGGCAUCGUUGGUCUCUGUGGAGGAUGCGAAUGUGAUUAGUGGACAGGUGGCACAGUUGGAGUCACGAGCGAGAGCACUGGAUGCCGGGAUUACUAAUAUGAGACCGUUGCUUGAGAGCUUCUUGCAACAGAUUCAGGACUUUACGCUUGAUGAGGAGGAUAUGACACGAUUCGUUGGGGAGACAGAGAUCAAGUUGAGUGAUUUGGAUGAGCUGCCGAUUGAGCCGGAUGACUUGGUGGAGCAGACGAAUAUACUCGCGGAAAUCGCUGUUUCGAUAGCUGAUCGGGAUGAGAUGAUGGCGAAUAUCUUUGAAGUGGGGAAACAGUUGGCGAUUCAAGGGGAACCGGAAGAAGCACUGAUUGCACAGAAAAGACUGGAUGAUUUGAAGUUUAGAUAUGCGGAUUUGAUGACGUCGGCGGAUGAGAAGAUAGCACUCCUGGCCAAGGCAAUCCCGCUUUCUGAGGGUUUCCAUGAUGGAUUUGACAAUGUUAUGCAAGUACUGGAAGAUAUGGAUAGAGAUCUGCAGACGAUAGAUGAAGAAGAUCCGGAUACCCAGGCAGAAUUGAUAUUCCUUCUGGAAGAAGACAUCUCGCAGAAGAUUCGCCCUGGAGUUGAUGAUCUUACUGUAUUAUCAACACAACUUCAGGCGCUUUGCUCUGCUGACAAGGCGGAUGAGUUGUUUGCCAAUACGGUGGCGAUGAAUAAGUUGGUGAACUCGGUGGCGGAUAGAGUUGCACGACGAGCCGAGAGAAUUGAGAUGGCGUCGAAACAGUCGAGAGCUGUGCUCGAUGAUCUACAGUAUCUGAUAGAGUGGUUUAGUGCGGCACGGGAGAGGAUUCUGGAGGGAGCGUUGCCAUCGUUGGAUUUGGAGUGUUUGAAGAGUCAGUUGAAGCAUCAGAGGAUUAUAAACGAGGAAGCCGGCGCCAAUAAAGUGCAAUUCAGAAAUGUUGCGGGAGAGGCGAAGAAGGUGGCGAGACAGUUGGGAAUGGAGGGAAAUGAGGCGAACGAUAAGAUCUCGGACACGGUAGACGAGGGGAAGGAGUUGGUGGAAGAGGUGAUGUCACUGUGUGCGGAUCGAACGGAGACACUGGAAAGAGCACUGGCACUCAUGGAGCAACUUACGGCUCAGUUUGAUGAGUUGAAUAAGUGGUUGGAUCAGAUGGAUGGAGAACUUCAAGGAGCAGCGUCAGUGACCACUGCGACGCCGGCUGCGGAGUUGAGAGAGAUGCACGAUCAUAAUGAGGAGUUGGCGAGAAGUGUGGCUGCGUAUCGACCGAUUAUAGAGGGAUUCAAGUCGGAUGUCGGUGCUCUGGAAGAGAUUCUUGCGGAGGAUCAAUCGCCGUUGUUGGAAUCGGUAGCUGGGGAGCUUGUACAAGGAUAUGAAGACGUGAGGGAGGCGGUGAGAGCGAGAGGACACGCGAUUGAUAAUAUGAUGGGAGCGACGAUUGGAUUCGGAGAGCGGUUGGAGACGUUGGUGGCGAAUCUGCAAGGAGCAGCUGAUCGGUUGAAGGAGAACGAGGGGAUAUCGGCGGAUCCGAGUGUGUUGGAAUCGAGGCUAGCCGAGAAUCGAUCGAUUGUUGAGAGUUUGAAGGAUAAGCAGAAUGCGUACGAUGCGUUGAAACAGACGGCCAAUGAGUUGCUUGCGACGGCGCCAGAAGGCACUGGAGGUGAUGUGGAGAAUAAGUUGAAUCGGUUGGAUAAGUUGUGGAAGGAGAUUGAACGAGAGGCCCUAGACCGAGGAGUCGUACUUGAAGACGUGCUUGAGAAGGCGAAACACUUUUGGAGUGAACUUGAUUCGUGUCAGAAGGCUGUCGAUGAUUUGAGGAAUCGGCUGGAGUUGGUUGAGCCCGCCACGGGACAUCCGGAGCAGUUGGAGGAGCAGCAGCAGAUUAUGGCGCAGGUGGCAAACGAAAUGGAACGAACACGUCCUCGAAUCGAAGCACUCAGUAUCGCUGGCCAACAACUCGCCGGCUACGUUCCAGACGACGAGAAGGCUGUAAUCGAGAGUCAAGUGGCGAAUGUACGUGGCGGAUUCUCGACGAUCACUGGAUUGUUUGCUGAGAAAAAGAGAGAUUUGAUUGCGGCGAUGGAGGAGGCGAUGGCAUUCCACGGAGACCUUCAAUCACUUAUGAAAUGGUUGGAUACGGCUGAGGGACGUCUUCUGAAGAUGGCACCCGUUGAACACGCGAAACAGAUGACAGAGAUUGGACACAUGUUGGAUGAGUUGCAUAGAUUCAAAGACGAAGUGGACGAACGAGGAGUGGCAAAAGAGCAAGUAGUCGCGACGGCUCUCCAACUCGCCGCCGACGCCCCGCCCCAUUUGGCAGCUACCGUAAGACAACCGGUGGCCGAGUUGAACGGAAGAUGGACUCGUCUGAAUGCGGCACUCGCUGAAAGAGAGCACAAAUUGGAGAACUCGAUGCUCCAAAUGGGAAAAUUGGCGGAUGCGAUUGCUCAACUCACCGCUUGGAUGGAUAAGACAAAGACGACACUCCGAGAAAUUGCUCCACCGAAAACAGCGAUGAAUUUGAGGGAUAUCGAGAUUGCUCAGUGUAAACUCGUCGUGUUGAGUAACGACGUUCACGCGCAUCAACACAGUGUGGAUACUGUCAAUAACGCCGCUCAACAAUACAUUCGGACAUCUGGAGCAUUGGACGCUGAAACUUCUGAAAAACUCGGGGAGAUGAAUGUGAAAUGGGAGGAGAUUCAGAAGUUGUUGAAAUCGUUGGCCUCUGAAAUUGAGAUAUCGAAGAAAGAGGCUGAAAAUGUGGGCGGAGAAGUGGAGAGAUGGCAGAGAUGGUUGGAGGAAACGGAGGCGGCGCUUCAAUCCACGAAACCCACUGGAGGAUUGCCGGAGACUGCCGAAUUUCAGUUGGAUGAGUUUAACGCGCUCAAACAGGACGUUGAGACGAAUUCACAGCCAUUGGAGACGCAUUUGACGGCGACGGAGAGAUAUUUGAGAGAGGAGGAGACGCAGGGAGAAGACACGUGGCUCGCCAAAACGCAUGCGACGAUGAAAACGAAAUGGAGCAAGGUGAAAGAGUUGCUUGUGGAUCGAGAGAAGAAGUUACAGUUGGCUUACGAGCAGGCUGUCGCGUUGGAGAACGCGUUGAACGAUAUGGAAGGAUGGAUUGUUGACGCCGAACGAAAACUGACAGACCUUCCACCAAUCUCACGUCUUCCGGAACUCAUCGAAAAGCAACUAUCUGAACAUGAAUCAUGGAUGGACGAAGUGGCUGGAAGAAAGACAUCAAUGACACAACAUCAAGCGUCGGGCGUCCGAAUGCAAUAUUAUUGUGAGAAAAAGGACGCAAUUCCGAUCAAAAAUCGUCUCGUUUCACUCAAACAUCGCGUCGAAAAGAUCGCCGGACGAAGUGCCGAACGUGCGAAACAAUUAGCGACGACACGAGACGAAGUGGCGACGUGGCAAGAUGGGCUCCACGAGUUGGAGCAUUUUGUCGCCGACGUGCUCGAGCGAAUCGCCGUGGAGCCUGGAACGACGAGUUCGUUGGAUAAGUUGAAGGCGAAAUUGGAGGAAGUGAAAGAGGCGCAGAGAGAUGUGACAGGCAAACAGACACUGUUCGAUGUGACGAGAAAACGAGGGAUCGGAUUGGCGGAACGGGCGACACGAUCGGAAUAUAAGCAGAUUGCGAUGAGCAACGAGAAGAUGAGCAAGAGAUGGAAUGAGAUGAUCAAGAAGUUGAGGGAUCGACUCAGGGAGGCGGAGCAAGCGGUGUUGGAGGGCGGAGUCUUCGAGGAGUCGAUGAACGAUUUGGAGACGUGGGUGGAUGAGGAGUUGCAGAGAUAUCAGGAGGCGGAGCAUCAACCGGUAUUCGGAGAUAUCGAUGUAGUGAGACAGUUGGUGGAUGAGGAGACGAGACGGGCUGCCGAAAGAAAGACGAAAGAGAAUGGGGUGAAGACGGUGGUGAAGAAGGCGGACGCGUUGUUGGCUUCGGGGGUUGAUGAGAAGGAUUCGAUAGCGCAGGCGAAGGAACGACUUGUGGAGAAGUGGCAGAAAGUGGAGGAGGCUGCUAGACAGAGAGGGGAUAGUAUUAAGGAAGCCGAACAAGCGGCUGAAGAAUUCGACGCGAAAACGCACGCUCUGCUCGAUUGGCUUGCCGUCGAAGAGCAAAAGCUGAAGAGUGCCGGAUUGAAUGACGUCGAGACGGUGAAGGCGGAAAUGGACGAAGCGAAAGAACGAUACGACGGAUGCCUUGAGAAAGGAGACGAGAUUCUGACAAAGUGUCAACCGUCGGCUGAACCAAUUCUCAGAAAUUGGAUGAGAGUUGUCGAGGCGAGAUGGAAAGAAGUGAAGGAGAAAGUUGAUGAGAGAGAAUUCGCACUUCUUGAAGAUGAGCAGAAGGCUAAAGAGCACAAUGAACAGAUUCAGAAGUUGGCGAAAUUCGCGGCUCAGAAGAGAGAGGAGUUGAAUAAGAUGAUUGAGAAGCCACCGGCUCAGGAUCUCGAAACAAUGGAACAAAAUCUCCGCGAAUUCGGCGAACUCGAUUUUGAGCUCCGCGAGCAACAGCCAGAAGUCGACGCGGCGUGUAAAGCAUCGAAAAAGGGCGGAGUCAGGAAUGCGGCUGCAGAAAUGUUGUCGACGGAAUGGAAGAAAUUGUGGUUGGAUGCGAUGGGAUUGCAAUCGUCACUCGACAAUCAAAAGGCACUUUUGGAAGAAAUGAAACGAUUGGAAGGAUGGAAAUGGGAGGAUUGGAAAGAGAGAUAUGUUGAAUGGAAUGAUCAUGCGAAGGCGAGAGUCUCCGAUUUAUUCCGACGAAUUGAUAGACUUCAUACUGGAAAUGUGCCGAGACAAGUGUUCAUUGAUGGCAUUAUUGGAUCCAAAUUCCCAACAUCCCGACUUGAAAUGGAGAAAGUCGCCAAUUUGUUCGACAAAGGCGAUGGAAUGAUUAACGCGAAAGAGUUCAUAAAUGCACUCCGAUUCGAUUCGGCUAAUAGAAACGCGAAGCCACAAACCGACACUGAGAAGAUUACCCAUGAAAUCGAACGACAGAAGAAGACGUGUAGUUGUUGUACACCGUAUCAGAUUGAGAAGAUUUCAGAGAAUCAUUAUAGAUUCGGUGACACUCAUAUCAAACGAAUGGUUCGAAUCCUCCGAUCGACAGUAAUGGUUCGUGUCGGUGGUGGAUGGGAGUCGUUGGACGAAUUCCUCCAUAAACAUGAUCCAUGUCGUGCAAAAGGACGUCUCAACAUCAAUAUGUUCCCAGAAUCACGUCCGACACACGCACUCGACUCAAUGAGAGCAUUCACAAAGAAUCGACACGCAAAGGAGAUUCCGACGACUGGAACACCCGGACCAAUUAUGAAAAUACGAGAGAAAACUGAUCGAAGUGUUCCGAUGAGUGGAGGACUCGGUGGAACUGCUGGGUAUACUGUAACCACUACUCCAGACCACCGCCCGUCUCGAAUCCCGAGGGCACCGUCUGAUAUGUCGGCUGGAAAAUUGAGUCGAGUGGGAAGUACGUCCAACUCGAAGGGAUCUCUAUUCGAUUCGCCGUCACGGCCAGAUUCGAGAGCGUCGUCUGAGGCUGGAGACAAGCAGCUGCAGACGCAGACACAGACGAGAAUACCAUCGUUGAGAGGAAGAAAGGGGCAGAGAUACACUCCACAACAGCACGCUCCCGGAUGCUCGUCUCAAUCAAAAAAUAAUUAA
Molecule: messenger RNA, 21465 nt
Organism: Caenorhabditis remanei
Lineage: Eukaryota; Metazoa; Nematoda; Chromadorea; Rhabditida; Rhabditidae
Exons: 28
Coding region: 1-21465 (7154 amino acids)
Biological process (GO): wound healing; intermediate filament cytoskeleton organization
Cellular component (GO): cytoskeleton; membrane; intermediate filament
Molecular function (GO): structural molecule activity; microtubule binding
Source: RefSeq, a predicted model, not a curated record